Molecule: messenger RNA, 3979 nt
Organism: Owenia fusiformis
Lineage: Eukaryota; Metazoa; Annelida; Polychaeta; Sabellida; Oweniidae
Source: the annotation of a GenBank genome assembly
AUGAUUGAGCCUCUGGUUCUAUCUGCAGGAUUAACGAUAAACGAUAGAAAUACACGAUUUGAAGGAAAUGAGAUGAGCCAAGCAUCAGGUGUAUCUAUGAUGGGGGAGCCUGGGUCCCCUGGUAAGGGGUUAUCAUCAGAUCCAAUUGCCAUGGAGAGAAUCAAAACUGAACGUCCCUUCACAUCGCUUCUCAGACCAAACACUUCAAGGCCAGGUAGUGCAUUGGCUAGAGGAGUGCAGAUCACAGAGUUUGAAGAUCCCAGGAUAAAUCCAGAGCCAAUGUUGAUGGAGGAAACAGACUUAUUACUAGAGGAAUAUCUAUCACCUAGGAAACUGAGGGCAUUAACAGGUGUAGAAGAUCUUGAUGAAGUGCAUUUUCUUGAGAUGAAAGUCGACACGACAGAUACGAGUCUCGGCAACUUUGGCGCUAUGUUACCAAACCUAUCCCAGCUGAAAUUAUCCAAUAGCAAUAUUACAUCUGUCAGGGACCUUGGAUCAUCACUUACCAGCCUAAAGGUGUUAUGGAUGGCCCGUUGUUGCCUGGAGAAUAUAGAUGGCAUAUUUAGCAUGACUAAUCUACGGGAACUUUACCUUGCCUAUAAUGAGAUCUCCGACAUUAGUCCUUGUAGCAUGCUGGAAAAUGUACAAAUUAUUGACUUAGAAGGGAACAACAUAGAAGAUAUUUGCCAGGUAGAAUUCCUAGCUUUGUGUAGCAGUCUCUCCAACUUGACAUUAGAGGGAAAUCCAAUAUGUGUCACACCAAAACCCGAUGUCACCUCGGAGGAGUAUGAUUACCGUGUGGCCGUAAAGAAGUCAGUGCCACAUCUUACCCUUCUAGAUGAUGAACCCCUAGAGGAAGUGACAUCACAGCAUCGUAAGGAUGCGUCAGUUUUUGAUGCUGACUGGAAACUUUUGGAAGAACUUAUGCAAGAUGGGUCUGUGCCACUGGGUAGUUCUGACAGUGUAGACCAGGUGGCAGUACCAGCAAGACCCGUGACUUCAUUACGUCCAACAAGUGGGUACAGACCUGGGUCAGUGCUACGCCCUACCUCAGCCAUGAGAAGACCAGGGACAGGCAUGAGGCCCACAACUGCUAGGCCAACGUCUACUGAUUCAGUUCAAUCCACUGGGGAUGAUGCUAGUGAUCUCACUAAAGGAUCUGUGGUUUGUGGACCCCCCUCUAAAGCCUUACGUACACGGACUAACCCUACCAAGGUGUUACCACCCAAAGACACUGACAAGCCUAAACUUUAUCCACAGAGCCUUUUCCAGCAUAAAGCAGAGCACACUUAUGAUGAACCACUUGAUGAAGAAACUGCAGAUGACAUCCUCUCAGAGUUGAAAGCAUGGAAGUUAGAGAAUCUACAAAGAAAGGAAAAAAUAGAAUCCGAACGUGCACCACAAGUAUUAAAAAUAGACUAUGAUGACGCUGUAUCAUUAUCAGAUGAAGACCAAGAUGAGGAAAUACUAUCAGAUAAUGAAAAUGAACCAAUCACAGAGCAGAAUGAUCUUGCGUCAAGUAGAACGUCACAAGAAUCAGGUUUCAGCAGUUCGAUGGACACUCAACCCUUGAGACAAACAAGUACAAGUUUGCAUGAUAUGACACCUAGUAGAAUCUCAACAGAAUCUGGGGUUGAUAUGACAGAGUAUAGAAGUGAUGUUCCAGCAUCUUUGUUGCAUCAGAGUCCACAGCAUUCCCCACUGCAUAGCAGUCCCCAACACUCUCCACACGCGCCAACACCCCCAGGAACAAAACCAAAGCAUAUCAGUAGUAGGAGGAUGCGAGUCAAAUCUAUUGAAAAAGAAAAGGACAUUAAAAUGUUGAGAAAGUCUCGAAUGCAAAGUGAUGAAUCUUUUGAAAUAGAAGAAAAUGAUUUGUCUGGCUCUAAAUCACAAAGUGAUAGUAAUCUUAGAGGAGGGGGAUUAGAUCUGAACCAGGGUCCGGCACAGUUUGAUGACCAGGGGCGUCCCAUUUCAGGACCAGCAGCAUUUGCUAGGAAUAGUAAAUUUAGGUUUGAUUCAGCCGAGAAAACCCAUAAUAAAGUCAUUGAUAAAUCAAGACCAGUGAUACGGACAUUGAUAAAUAGCCCUGAGCGAAGUGGCCUUGACCCAACCAUGCGUCAUAAUACAGCUAGGGCUGCCGUAAAACUUGCUCCAAUUCCUCCAAUAGGGGGCAGUAGAAUGAGGCGACAGCUUCCACAAGUUGCAACACUACCAUCCAGACAUAUAGUGCCAAAGUGACAUCUUUAUCAACAAAUGUGAACUUACGAUAACAUUAGAAAUGAUCUCCAAAUAUACAGGAUGGUAGGGGAUUAUAUUGGCACAUUCCAAAUCCUCUCAACAAUGUUGAUAUGAGGGUUUUGAAAAAUAGAUUUGAUAACCCUUUAAAGCUUAGCUCUUAGUAGUUUUUGGACAAAAUAUCUCAACAGGAUCUCAUCAUUGUUUGCCAACGAGAUAUCUUGUUCAAAACAAAUGCUUUUGAAAAGUGGGCAACUUUUGUGAUCUGAGAUUUACUUUUUGAAAUUAUGACAUUUUUGUGUCAUUGUCAUUUGGGGAGUCAAUGGCUGAUUAAAAUUCAGAACUGAGUGGAAACGAUGUUAAGAAGAUCUAUGAACAGCUCAAAGUCAACAUUUAACAUGCAUAACAUGCCAAAAAUCUAACAUAACAUUGUGAAGGAAAAAGCAUGAACUGUGUGUUAUAUUAAAGCUAGUCGUAUGCCCCACUGAAUCAGGCUGGAAAAAUAAAUUUGGAGAAACAGAAACUGAACAGAAGGUUACCUCUAAAUUGACCGAAAUGGAUUAUGGAAACAUUUUUUUCUAAUACAUGUACUCAUACAUGCCAUAAGGCUAAUUCUUCACAUGAAUUCCUGGUAUUUAGCUAGGGACAGUUUUCAAUAAUCCACAUUUUCAUAGGAUUUGAUAUUACUUUGAAGGCUAAUAGUUUCAUUAUUUACAUUUAUCUUUCUUUUAAAUAUUCUUGAUUUCACAUUCUGAUCUCAUCAUAACUUUCUGUCUUGUAUAUCAAAGCAAAACCAGGGUGUCAAAAAAUUAUGCUUGUUCAGGACAUACAAUUUAAAAGAAUGUACAUUUCAUGCUUGCUUAUCAUAUAUGAAUACAUUUUACUAGCUGAUAGUCAUAUCAGAAACUGAAGAAAAAUUUAAACAAUAUGAUUCCACCCAUCUUUAUUGGUAUUUAUUACAGGAUAUAAACUCAGGAUUAAAUGAAUUGUAGGUGGAUUUAAUAUACAAGUCCGACGUCUGUGUAUUCUUUGAAACUGGCAUACCAGAAAUGGGUGCAUGCAAUCACAAUAUAAUUCAUUGAGUCAUGUGCUUUAACAGUAAGGCUAUUGAGAAUUACGGCAAUGGUUAGGGGUUUCAGGUAAAAACUGACAAUUUAGGUAUUUUAGUAACUUUGACCAGCUCUAACUUUCCUCCUUGGAGUCAUAAUUUUUUCACCUAAUUCAAGAAAAGACAGAACGUUUCAUAUUUCAAUAUAUUUUUGCAAAAGGUCAAUGUUUUCGUUUUAUUACAGUUUUUCUUAGAUUUACCAUACAUCUGUAAGUUGUAAAUUAUAGCAUAUAUUGUAUUCAGAUCGGCCAGAAUGUGAGAUGUAUGAAAGUGAAACUGUGACUAUGGUCCUUGCCAUAGAUUUUGUAUUAUUUUAACAUUGUUCUGUGUACUCGUAUUCAAGUGUGAAUGGAUUAAUGAUAAAUGUAUGCUCAAUAAAAAUCCGUCCAACUUCCUUUAUAUUGCUUAUUUAAUGAUAUUUUUCAGUCCAUAAUAGCAUGCAACAUAAUAAUAAUUUAAGUACUGUAGUUUAUUUAUUAAAUAGUUUUAUAUCUCUCCAGAAUUCAGAAGAGGGCAGUGUAUGUAUAAUUGUACAUAAAUGGGACCAUUCACUGAUUUAUCAAUACAUAUAUACAUGUAAUUUUGUAUGAAACAAAAUAAAGAACACUGUGAUUAAUAAAGAAUAUUAGGUGA